Mercenaria mercenaria is the source of this 1620-nucleotide messenger RNA. Its product is annotated as palmitoyltransferase ZDHHC20-B-like. Gene Ontology annotation, molecular function: palmitoyltransferase activity. NCBI's taxonomy places the organism in Eukaryota, Metazoa, Mollusca, Bivalvia, Venerida, Veneridae. The record is from RefSeq and is a predicted model, not a curated record. The transcript has a single exon. Bases 10 to 1101 code for a protein of 363 amino acids.
GAAUCAAAGAUGCAGACCGACAAUACUUCAAAGUUCAACAACGUGCUCAGCAAAACGAAAUGGGAAAUUGUACAGCUGCUCACUCCUUUAGUUACGAACUUUGAUCUUCGUAUAGGGGAUUACAUUACCCAGUGUUGCUUUGUGUUCGGACUGACCGGUAUAGCGAGUGUAGGAAUAAUUUUUGCCAUACCAUAUUUAUACAGUAACUACAGCGAUAAUGUUAAAUUGUGUUUACGAAUUUUUGGAUUUUUCGUGGUCUUUCAGCUGAUUGUGAACUGGUUGUGUAUGAAAUUCGUUGACACUAGCUAUCAGCCGUCCCGUGACGGUAUAAUGCCGGACGGCAUAUCAAUAGGACAGAACAUAUGCCGUUCCAGUGACAGUAACCACAAUGAUAUUAAUAAUAUGCGUUCUCGUAAAGAUGCAACGUCACUGAAUAUGACAGUGGAUGAAACUGAAGGGAGUUUAAUGUAUUUUGCUACUAAGAUCCCUAAAACUCACGAUGAGCCACCAGAAAGGAGCCCGUACCCAUAUUUUUCUUGGGUACCAUGUAUACGGUGUAACAGACCGCGACCACCCAGAUGUCACCAUUGUCCAAUCUGUGACAAGUGUGUUUUAAAAAGGGACCAUCAUUGUUAUUUUUCAGGAGUGUGUAUUGGCGCAAGAAAUCUCAGGCACUUCACCGUGUUCGUAUUUUGGGCUCUCAUGGGCGCCUUAUUUGCCAGUUUUCAUGCUCUGCCGUUUUAUUACUACGAUAUUAUUCCAUACACCAGUUACUUUGACUUGUUUUUCCCGAUAGCAAUUACACGUGCAAUAUUCGGAUAUAUUGACCGGAUAUUCGCUUGUUACAUAGUGCUCGGAUGGUUACUGUUACUGUUUUUACUCACUGCGAAUACUUACCUAAAAAUUGUUGUCGCCCUUAUAAACACAGGUAAAACGUCAUUCGAAAUGGAUUUUGACAUCAAUAUCAAAGACACAAGAAGUCAAGAGGACAAACUAAAGGCAGUAUUUGGACCUCAUUGGAAACUAAAUUUUCUGUUUCCACUUCAUUUAAUAUUUGAAUCAGUAGACGAUGCUGUAAGAUGGCCUACUAUAAAAGCAUGAUGAAUUAUGAUGCGACGUAGAUGAAAAUAAAUGACAGAUAUGCUAUGAUUAAGUGUUGUUAUUCAAAUUCAUCAGAUCAACUUUUUCACUUAAUUAUGCCAAAGCAACUGAAGAUGCGUGGGGAUUUUAUGCGGAUACUAUGGCAUUAUUACCAUACAAGCCUCAUUCCUUUCUGACCGAUGCUUCUCGUUGAUACCAGGGCAAGGAACUUGGUCUAUUAUAUAAGAAUGAAUUAUUUGAUACAUCCGUUGUAAAAUGGCUAUUUAUUUCACAAACCAUUUUUAGUCAGAUUAGAUCUUUUUUCUGAAUCGCCUGUGGAUAGUUUUUACCUCGUCCGUGUUACCAUACCUUGUGGCCUAAAAUGAUUUUUGGCCUAAAAUUCUUUUAGUUAAUAGAUUAUUCAAUAAUUCAGUACAUAUGCAAUUCAUUAAACAGGCAUCUUUUCACAAAACUUUUAAAGUAUCGUCCUAAGUUCUCUUAAACAAGUCAAAUUUUACAUCCAGACGUUGUUAGGUUUAU